AUGGCAGUACUGGCACUCCUGACCAUCGCCCUUUUUGCAGGUGCGGCCUACUCCGCACCUCAGGCUUCCCGUAUCGUGGGUGGAACUGAGACGUCCAUUGACAAGUUCCCCUCCAUCGUUGCGGUUGAAUUCCUUGGAAUCUGGACUGGUGUCUGGGGUCAGUCCUGUGCUGCCAACAUUUUGACUACUCGUUACGUUUUGUCUGCUGCACACUGUUUCGAUGGAAUCUUCUACAACCCAAGUUACCGCCGUAUCAGGGCUGGUUCCUCCUACCGUAACACCGGUGGUGUUGUGUCUUACGUGGAUGUCGAGUUCAAUCACCCCAGCUACGGUUUGAACGGUUACGAUGGUGACAUCUCAGUCAUUCGUCUGCGAACUCCCUUGUCGUACAGCCCCGUCGUCGAACAGGCCACCCUUGCUCCUCAAGGAUUUAAGAUCCCUGACAACUUGCCUGUCGUCCACGCUGGAUGGGGUGCUAUCUCGCAAGGAGGACCUUUAUCUCCCGUACUCUUGGAGACCACUAUCUUCACCAUCAAUAAUGAGCUCUGCGCUGCCCGCUACCUGACUCUGCCCAGACCUCUGGUUGUUACUGAGAACAUGAUCUGCGCUGGUAUUCCUGACAUCGGUGGCAAGGACGCCUGCCAGGGUGACUCUGGUGGUCCUCUCUACUACACCCACAUCCUCGUCGGUGUUGUGUCUUGGGGUCAUGGCUGCGCUAACGAGACCUUCCCCGGAGUCAGCACUGCAGUCAGCUCCUACACCAACUGGAUCGCGGCUUCUGUCAACUAA
Molecule: messenger RNA, 789 nt
Organism: Spodoptera littoralis (African cotton leafworm)
Lineage: Eukaryota; Metazoa; Arthropoda; Insecta; Lepidoptera; Noctuidae
Source: the annotation of a GenBank genome assembly